Molecule: messenger RNA, 2069 nt
Organism: Syngnathus typhle (broad-nosed pipefish)
Lineage: Eukaryota; Metazoa; Chordata; Actinopteri; Syngnathiformes; Syngnathidae
Gene: shq1
Product: SHQ1, H/ACA ribonucleoprotein assembly factor
Exons: 12
Coding region: 60-1823 (587 amino acids)
Biological process (GO): box H/ACA snoRNP assembly
Cellular component (GO): cytoplasm; nucleoplasm
Source: RefSeq, a predicted model, not a curated record
UAUUGUUGACCGCGUACACGGUUCAUUACGGUAAAACAUGGCAGCCUCGUCAAGGCUGCAUGCGUGAACGAGCUUUGUUUUUGGUGCUUAUCACAGAAAGAUCCACAAUGAUAACUCCUGCGUUUGACUUGAGUCAGGAUCCUGAGUACCUUAUCCUCUCAGUCCGCGUCCCCUACACCAGAACAUCUGAGUUUGACCUCUACAUUGAUGGAACGGAUAUUAAAUUCUACGCCAAACCGUACUUUCUGAGGUUAACACUUCCAGGAAGGGUAGUAGAAGAUGGAAGAGAAAAGGCAACAUUUGACAUUGAUAAAGGUCUCUUCACCGUGCAGAUCCCUAAAGAAGUAGCUGGAGAGCACUUUGAAGGCCUCCAGAUGCUGACAAGUCUCCUCGCCCCCAGAGGCUCCCGUUCGGCAAAGCCUCUGUUGGAGGACAUCAGCCCAGAUUGCAGCGAAAGUGCGGGCCACGCCGAAGCAGAAGAUGAGGAGGAGUUUGACUGGCAGGUUGAGCAGGAAGUUUAUGUUGAGAGAUCUGAAGAGGAGCUAAGUGGCCUGCAGAAAUACGGCUUUGGUAAUAAGAGAGCUGGAGUGUUUGCCAGAUUACAGGAAGAACUGAGUGAUGUGAUAGAUGUGAAAAACCCAGACAGUACAACAAAAGCUGAGAGGAGGCAAGCGAGGCUGGUGGCGGAGGCUUCGGCCUUUUCCCCUGAUCACUACCUAGCUGAUUUGUUUGAAGACGACGAGAUAAAGAGACUGUUGAAAUUCCGUCCAUGGUGGACAAACCUUUGUUCUUCACCCGAGCAGGAAGGAGAGCUUGUUACACCGUUCAGCGACGAGGAGAAAGAGCAGUUGAGAAAAUUCAAGAACCAAUCGUACCUGCUGGACAAGACUUCACGUUACCAAGCGUGGCUCAGCCUGGUGGACGUGAUUCUGGCUUACUGCUACGAAGUGCGCUCCACCGAGGGAGAGCACAACGUGGAGUCACCAUGGACAAUCAGAAAACUCAGUGGGACUCUGUGUUGGCUGGAGACGUACAGCUCUCUGCAGGAGGUCCUGGUGUCGUUCGGAAGGCGGGUCGUGUGCUAUCCGCUCUACCGACACUUUGACAUGGUGGCGGCUGCUGUUUCUGACGCAGCCAAAGUGUUACGCUCAGGGAAGGCCUGCAUCCUCAAAUGCCUGCUUGAUAUUCACAAAGUCUUCAGACAGAACGACCCAGCUUACAUCCUCAACGAUCUCUACAUUACCGACUACUGCAUCUGGAUCCAGAAGAUCAAGUCAAAGAAGUUGUCAGCCUUGGCCACUGCGCUGCAAAAAAUCUCCCUACAGAAAAAAGAUUUGGAUUUGGACAUUGAGGAACUAGAAGAGGCAGCCGCGAUGGUCGCUGAAGAAGACGAAGAGAGCAGCAGCGGUUCCGGCGACAGCAGCACUUCGGAAGAAGAUGACGAGCGUGAAGCAGAAGAGCGAGCUUGCGCUAAAUCCCGAGGAGGGGGAGGAGAGUCUUCUAAGGACGGCCCUCUUCAGCCCCAACGCGACUCCUCCGUCCCACAGGAGGGAGCAGCCACAGCGCUGUCAACGGAGAGCAGCGUCCACAUCCUCCCUCAAACUCCAGAAGGCGUCCAACCGCUCAUCCAGGAGCUCGGCGAGCUCCGUAUCGCUCAAGAAUCGCACGGCGGUCCUGAAGCGGAAAGAAAGCCCUCGCAGCAGAGCAUCGCCUCAUCAGGAGGAAGCAGCGGUGCAAUUUUGUUGGAGUGCAGUCCUGGCAGAAACCCCUUCCUCGUCCUUCCAGAACGGGAAGAUCCUCAUUCGCCGGACUUUAUCUCAUGAUGGGGACUAUUUUGUAAAUAUAGCUUUCAUGUAAGUCUUUUCAAGAAAUGUGAUUGGCUCACUGAACUGAUAUUUUCUCACCUGUUACCGUUGCGUUUAUGUGAUGACGCUUUUUGUUUUUUUUAAUGAGUGUUUUUUUUUUUCUCAUCAGGCAGGAAUUGGAACAAGAGAUUUUUCUGUCGUGUUCUUUUCCUCUUGAUACCUUUUGCUUGUAUGCAGAACUUAUAAUAAAUGGUUAUUAAAAUA